GCCUGUCAUGGCGGCGCACCGUGGCGGGAGCGGAGGCGAAGGCUGGUUCCCGGCUUUGGCCGUUGGAGUCACGCUGCUCAAAUUGCUCCUCAUACCGACCUAUCAUUCCACAGAUUUUGAGGUGCACAGGAACUGGCUGGCCAUCACCCAUAGCUUACCAGUCUCCCAGUGGUAUUAUGAAGCCACUUCUCAAUGGACCUUGGACUAUCCUCCCUUCUUCGCUUGGUUCGAGUACGUGCUUUCACAUGUUGCCAAAUACUUCGACCGAGAGAUGCUGGUGAUCCAAAAUCUGGACUAUUCCAACGACAAAACUGUUCUCUUCCAAAGGCUUUCGGUCAUCUUUACAGAUGUGCUUUUUAUCUACGCAGCUCACGAAUGCUGCAAGUGUGUAAACAGAAAACAGUCAGGAAAAGACAUCCUGGAGAGCCCUCCUUUUGUGAUUGCCGUCCUCCUGUUGUGGAACUUUGGCCUCUUGAUUGUGGAUCAUAUUCAUUUCCAAUACAACGGCUUCCUGUUUGGGUUAAUGCUUCUUUCCAUUGCGCGACUCUUCCAGAAAAGGCAUUUAGAAGGCGCUUUCCUCUUUGCUGUCCUCCUGCAUUUCAAACACAUCUAUCUCUACGUGGCCCCGGCAUAUGGCGUGUUCCUGUUGCGAUCCUACUGUUUCACUGCAAAUAAUCCAGACGGAUCCGUGCGAUGGCGAAGUUUCAGCUUUCUCCGCUUUGCUGCCUUGGGGCUAAUUGUCUCUCUUGUUUCUGCACUUUCAUUGGGACCAUUCAUUGCUUGGGGACAACUUCCUCAGGUCGUCUCCCGCCUCUUCCCUUUCAAGAGAGGCCUCUGCCACGCAUACUGGGCUCCUAACUUCUGGGCGGUGUAUAAUGCCUUGGACAAAGCACUCGCAAUUAUUGGUCUGAAAUACAGAUUCCUGGAACCCACUAGGAUGUCCAAGGCUUCCAUGACGGGGGGGCUUGUUCAAGAAUUCCAGCACACGGUCCUUCCGUCUGUGACUCCGCUGGCCACCUUGAUCUGCACAGCAGUCUCCAUACUGCCCUCUGUUUUCUGUCUUUGGUUUAAACCCCAAGGGCCCAGAGGCUUCCUUCAGUGCCUGGUUCUCUGCUCGCUGAGCUCUUUCAUGUUCGGGUGGCACGUGCAUGAGAAAGCAAUACUCCUUGCCAUCCUUCCUUUGAGCUUGCUGUCUGUGGAGAGAUCAAGAGAUGCCAGCAUCUACCUGAUUCUGUCCACUACCGGACAUCUUUCCCUCUUCCCCCUGCUCUUCACAGCACCAGAGCUGCCAAUUAAAAUCCUGCUCAUGCUGUUGUUCACAGUCUACAGCUUCUCCUCGCUGAAGGCAAUCUUCAGGAAAGAAGGUCCUCUGCUUAACUGGCUGGAAACGAUCUACCUCACGGGGCUAAUCCCCCUGGAAAUCUUUUGUGAAAUCGUGUUCCCUUUCACUCCCUGGAUGCUCAAGUUUCCCUUCCUUCCUUUAUUGCUCACCUCCGUAUAUUGCGCUCUAGGCAUCAUGUACUCAUGGCUGAAAUUAUACAUCUCUGUCUUUACGGGACCCCCAGCCAUCAGGCAAAAAGAGGAAUGAUGAGGGACUGAGUCCUAGCAGUUCAUCCUGGAAAGCAACCAGUGCUAAGCAACGGCUUCUCUGUGGAGGUAGGACCACGUGCCACACAGCCUCCCAUUCCAGGAACACCUGGACCAAGAAAACAGGAAAGGCUGUCAAAGAAGCAAAAGCUGGUUCCAGGUUGAGAAGGCUGAGGAACAAUGCCUGCUGCUUAUAAAACAGCUUUAAUUAAGACUUCCUUGCAGACCUGAGCCUCCUUUUUCACCUUUACAAUCAUGUUGAAACAAAUACUGGUUGCCUUAAUGGUCCAUCAUGGCUUUUAAGUGCUAGUGUUGCAUGUUAAAGGGGAGGUCAUGGUGUUCCCCCAACAAAGGACAAGGUUACAAUCACGUAUUGUGAAAGAUAAGAAUAAAGCACUAUUUUUUAUUCAAGCA
This is a messenger RNA of Eublepharis macularius, 2001 nucleotides long. RefSeq names its product ALG8 alpha-1,3-glucosyltransferase (gene ALG8). The coding region runs from base 8 to 1588 and encodes 526 amino acids. The transcript has 13 exons. Gene Ontology annotation, biological process: protein N-linked glycosylation. Gene Ontology annotation, molecular function: dolichyl pyrophosphate Glc1Man9GlcNAc2 alpha-1,3-glucosyltransferase activity. Lineage: Eukaryota; Metazoa; Chordata; Lepidosauria; Squamata; Eublepharidae. The record is from RefSeq and is a predicted model, not a curated record. Gene Ontology annotation, cellular component: endoplasmic reticulum membrane.